AUGCCCGGUGGCGCCUCCCUCCUCAACAGCGGCGGUGGCCUCACCGUCCCCGUCGUGGUGACCUGCCUCAUGGCGGCCUCCGGCGGCCUCAUCUUCGGCUACGACAUUGGAAUCUCAGGAGGUGUGUCGGAGAUGGAGGCUUUCCUGAAGAAGUUCUUCCCGGGCUUGCUCAAGCGGACGGCGCGCGGCGCCAGCAAGGACGUCUACUGCAUCUACAACAACCAGGCGCUGACGGCCUUCACCUCGUCGCUGUACGCGUUCGGCAUGGUGGGGACGCUGCUGGCGAGCCGCGUCACCCGGCGGCUGGGGCGCCAGGCCGUGAUGCUGAUCGGCGGCAGCCUGUUCCUGGCGGGCGCUCUCGUCAACGCCGCCGCGGCGAACCUCGCCAUGCUCAUCGUGGGACGGAUGCUGCUGGGCCUGGGCCUCGGGUUCUCCGGCCAGGCCACGCCGGUGUACCUCGCCGAGGUGUCGCCCCCGCGCUGGCGCGGCGGCUUCAUCUCGGCGUUCCCGCUCUUCAUCAGCAUAGGUUACCUGGUGGCCAACCUCAUCAACUACGGCACCUCGCGGAUCCCAGACUGGGGCUGGCGCCUGUCGCUGGGCCUCGCCGCCGUCCCGGCCGCCGUCAUGGUGGCGGGCGCCGCGUUCAUCCCGGACACCCCCAGCAGCCUCGUCCUGCGCGGGAAGCACGACGUCGCCCGCGCCGUGCUGCAGCGGGUGCGCGGCAAGGGCGUGGACAUCGGCGCCGAGUUCGCGGACAUCCUCGCCGCGGCGGAGAGCGACCGGCGGAACGAGGAGGGCGCGUUCCGGCGUAUCCUGCGCCGCGAGUACCGGCCGUACCUGGUGAUGGCCGUGGCGUUCCCGGUGUUCCUGAACCUCACCGGGGUCGCCGUCACCGCCUUCUUCUCGCCGAUUCUGUUCCGGACCGUCGGGUUCGAGAGCGACGCCGCGCUCAUGGGCGCCAUCAUCCUGGGACUGAUGAACAUCGGCGGCAUCCUCGCGUCGGGCUUCGCCAUGGACCGCUACGGCCGGAAGCUGCUCUUCAUCAUCGGUGGCGCGCUCAUGUUCACUUGCCAGGCAUACAAAUCUAGCUGCUUACACAUGUUACAUUCUUUAUUAUUGAUUCUUAUUAUUACAUGA
Miscanthus lutarioriparius is the source of this 1137-nucleotide messenger RNA. The record is from the annotation of a GenBank genome assembly. Lineage: Eukaryota; Viridiplantae; Streptophyta; Magnoliopsida; Poales; Poaceae.